Drosophila gunungcola (fruit fly) is the source of this 5455-nucleotide messenger RNA. It is a transcript of the gene MED14, whose product is annotated as mediator of RNA polymerase II transcription subunit 14. Lineage: Eukaryota; Metazoa; Arthropoda; Insecta; Diptera; Drosophilidae. Gene Ontology annotation, cellular component: mediator complex; core mediator complex. Gene Ontology annotation, biological process: regulation of transcription by RNA polymerase II. Bases 178 to 4869 code for a protein of 1563 amino acids. Gene Ontology annotation, molecular function: transcription coregulator activity. The record is from RefSeq and is a predicted model, not a curated record. The transcript is spliced from 9 exons.
CCAAACACAAGCAAAAUUUGUGAAAACUGUUGCGGACUGUCGCGAAAAACCGCUAAAAACCCCGGAAACAGAAGAAAUAGAAGAAACACGUCAUUGAAAUAUGCAACACUAGAGUGGGCAAUCGGGAAUCACUGAAAAAACCAACGCGGAGCGCUCGAGGAACAGCAGCCAGCAAUCAUGGCACCCACCCCCUUGCCCCUCCCCCUGCCCCUCGAACAAAUGCCCGGCGUCGGCGGCGGAGGAGGCGGCUAUUUGCCCGCUGGCCAGGAGGGCGGCCCACGGAUCAACACGAUGUCCAUGUCGGUGCUGAUCGACUUCAUCAUCCAGCGCACCUAUCACGAACUCACUGUACUGGCUGAACUGUUACCCCGCAAAACGGACAUGGAGCGCAAGGUGGAGAUCUACGACUAUGCGGCCCGCACCCGCCAUUUGUUCACCCGCCUGAAUGCGCUGGUCAAGUGGGGCAACUCGGUGUCCAAGGUGGACAAGUCGUCGCAGAUAAUGAGCUUCCUGGACAAGCAGAACAUGCUCUUCGUGGAGACCGCCGACAUGCUGGCCCGCAUGUCUCGCGAAACUCUGGUUCGAGCCAGGUUGCCCAACUUCCACAUACCCGCCGCCGUGGAAGUCCUGACCACGGGCACUUACAAUCGACUGCCCACCUGCAUUCGGGAGCGGAUUGUGCCCGCCGAUGCCAUUACGCCGGCGGAAAAGAGGCAGACGCUGCUCCGCUUGAACCAGGUCAUACAGCACCGCCUGGUCACUGGAAAAUUGCUGCCGCAGAUGCGGGAAUUUCGCAUACGAAACGGACGAGUCACCUUCGAGGUAAAACACGAGUUCAGCGUGGCCCUUACUGUGAUGGGCGAUAGCCCCACGGUUCCCUGGCGACUCCUAGACAUCGAUGUGCUCGUGGAGGACAAAGAAACAGGGGAUGGCAAAUCCCUGGUGCAUCCCCUGCAGGUAAACUACAUCCAUCAGCUCAUCCAGGCACGUCUGGUGGAGAAUCCCAAUGCCUUAAGCGAGGUCUACAACUGCCUGCACUACUUCUGCCAAUCCCUGCAGCUGGAGGUUCUGUACACGCAGACACUUCGUUUGAACUACGAAAGACUAGACGACAACAACAUCACGGUGGAGGAGUAUGUGCCGGGCGUAAAGUUGACGGUGUCUUACUGGCGGGACCUGAAGUCGGAGCUUGGCUACCGCCUCACCGUUCAGUCGGACCCCAGCGAAAUCGGGCGUCCACUGGCGGUGGUUCAUGUGCCCUCACUUGGCGCCAAGGAGUCUGCGGAGGUGGCAGAUCGGGCCGUGCGCUCCGAGCAUCUUUCAAUGGAGCGCCUUAUUGUCCACACCGUCUACAUAAGAUCUGUGUCCCGGCUGAGCGAUCUCAAGCUGGAAUUCCAAGCCUUCCUAAAGGAUGUUGACUUUAACCUACAAGGAACACCCGCCAUUUUGACCGUGCCCGUGCUUUCUCCUUGCUUGAGGGCCGAGCAGAUCCACAUCACCAUCGACACACACACGGGCAUGUUCCGCUGCCAUGUGCCCAAGCAUCUGGACUGCCCCAUUACGGAGGAGAUGCAGGAUUGCCUUAACGGAGAUCGCAGCAAACUGCCUGCGUUGCUCUCGGAGCUGCGCUUCUGGAUCACCCAUCGCAGAUGCGACAAGACGCUGCAGCAUCUUCCUGCCACGGCCACCGAAACACUUCCCUUUCUGACUCAACCGGAGCAGGAGCUUUUGCAGCCGGGCAGGCACAAGAUUUACGUCAAGCUGCACAGGCAUCCCAAUAUUGUGCUGGUGGUUCAACUCAAAGAGAAGACAACCAUGCCCAAUGAAAUGGAGUACACCUUCCACCUGGGUUUCGUGGCCUUCCAAAAGGACGAGCUGGAUGUGAUAGACGACUCCGCCAAGCAGCUGGUAUCUGUGGUGGCCCAGCCGCACUCGGACAUUCCAAAGUGUUACACCAAGCUGAUGCGCCUCAUCGAAUUUGACACAUUCGUGGCCACACACGGACCAGGAACCGAAGUGGAUGCGGAAGUUUCCCCACACAAACGAAAGUCGAACGGGGAUCUGCUGGCGCCGCCUGCCAAGCAGCAAAAGACCAUUUUUCCCGCCUACUUCAUUCCCGAGUUGGCUCAUGUGGUGGCCAUGUGCGACGAGAAGAUCCCGUUCAUGAAUCUCGCCCAGACGCUGUCCAAACACAAUAUACCACACAGCGGGCUACAGGUGGAGGCGAAUGCCACUUCGCUAGUGCUCAAGAUUCUGGCCUUGCCACAACCUGGAAAGAUAAGCUUUGGAAAUCAGCAGCAGCAGCAGCAGGGAGCAGCUGGUGCUGGUGCUGGAGCCGUCGAAAACAAGCCAAGUGGCGCCUCUGGCCUUCCAAAAAUCGAGCCCCAUGUCUGGGACGAUCUGACGCGCCGCGUUUUGUCCAUUUCGGUGCGAUCGCAGACCAACAAGAACAGCCAGGUGCGCAUCUGGGUGGUGGAGUUUGUCUUCUACAGCACUCCGCUGCAGAGCAGCCACCAGAAGGAGCAGGGCAGUCGGCGAACCGUCUACCUUACCUACGAACAGGCCAACCAUGACUUCUCCAAAACGGUCGAGGAUUUGCUCAACGACUGGUCAAAAAUCGUGUACCUUUACACGCUGGUUCACGACUUUGCCGAGCAGCUUCGAAACAAACGCCUUUCUCUGUGUGACAUGCUGGUGGUCAAGUCGUAUAGCUACAUGAACCUGCUACUUGGCUACGGACCCAAAAAGGAGGUGAGCUGCAAUAUCUACUGGUCGGUGCAGUCCCACGGCUUCCGUUUGACUUUCGUGGGCGGCAUGUCGGCGGUUAAUGCGCACUCAAUGAUGCGCGACCAGCUGGCGCAGCACUUGAACCAGCAGCACAGUCUCACCCAGAUUGCCCAGAUCCUGCACGAGACCUACAAUCCAAUGAGCUCCAUUGCCAAGCUGCCGGUGCUGCCUUUCUUGGGAAUACCGCGUCCCCAAGUGCCUGUGCUAUCGUUUUGCAUGCUGGCCCAAUCGCCUUGCCUGAUGAGAUUGACCUACCAGGCCGUCUACUGUUUGGAACUUCGUUUUCGGGCCAACAGACUUGUCUCCAUUCGCGACGGAGCCAGCAGUCGCUUCGAGCGGAAUGUGGUGGAGGAGUUCACGCCCAUCCAGGGCCUCAAGGCCUUCCUCUCCAAGUACGUUGAUGAAUCGGCUGCGUAUAGAGGGCGUGCUGCCCACGAGGAUGACAAUCCGCUGUCACCCAUGGGAAUGGAGGACAACUUUGGUGGUCCCAGCAGUGUGGCCGGAGUAAGUGCUGGGGGAUCUUCGCCUUUUCUGGGCACUGGGAUGCGAGGACCGCAGUCGCCAAGGGACAGUGGCCUGCGUUUUCCCGCCCCACACACGCCGCCUUCCAGCUCCAAUCCUCACACUCCGGCCAGUCCGCAUCCAAGUGCCGGGGCAGGUGGGGCCGGUGGCAGUGGUGCCCAGGGUCAUGGCAACUUCAAUCUGACAUCCCCGCCAGCGCCGCAUAUGCCGCAUCCCUCGCCCAGCGGAUUGAUGCCCUCGUCUCCGCUGAAUCCUCAGCCCAGUCCACAUAUGGUGCACAGUCCAGGACCCAACACUCUGUACAUGCAGAGCCACCAGGAUUCUCCCUUCACGGCCAUGUCGCCGGCUAAUAAUAACUGGCCCGGAUCGCCCAGUAUGCCAAGGCCUUCGCCACGACCUGGUCAGAGUCCGGAGCACAAGAGCACAGGCGGAGGAGCCCCUCCCAAUGCAGCGGAUAGGGGAGGCGCACGGGGCACUCUCAAUCGCCCCUGGGCUGGAGCUGUGCCCACCCUUCUCACCCACGAGGCUCUGGAGACCCUGUGCCGACCCAGUCCGCAUCCCAACAAGGACAUCAACGUGCCGGACAUGAGUCCGCUGGAGCGCUUCCUGGGCUGCGUUUACAUGAGGCGGCAAUUGCAUCGCAACAUUCAAAGUGAGGAAACUCUAACAGCCCUGAACAGCACGGAGCCGGGAGUGGUGCUUUUCAAGGUGGAUGGACUUCAGUGCCAGGUGGUGCUGAACCAAAUGCACAUGCAGACGCUGCACUUGAAGAUCUCGCAGCUGCCGCCCAUGCCGGACAAGCUGCCGCCGCCGUUCCAACUCAGUCAGGACGAUCUGAUGGUGAUAGAGCAGUACUUUGACACCCGGGUGGCCGCUCCACCCUACAGACCCAACUCGUUGCACUCCAUUUGCCGGCUCCUCAAUCUGCCCGCCCAGGUUCUGAAGGAUUUUGUCCAGAUCAUGCGUUUGGAACUGAAGCCCGAGCUCGGAGGCGACCAGCUCAAGUGGACGGUGCAGAUGUGCAUGCGCAUGCCGCCCUCUGCGGUGCCCAUUGUGCCCAGUGGCAAUGCCUGUGUGGUGCUGGGGCGCAUGAAGAUCCUGUUCUUCCUGCAGAUCACACGGAUUACCUACGGCGCCGGCAUGGGCGGGGGCAAGGACUGGAAGGACAGCCCCUCGCUCGUGCUGCCCAUCGUCUACGACAUCCAGACGAACGUAACCCAGCUGGCCGAGCGAACUGGGCAGGUGACCUCGCCCACCAUGACCGCCGCCAGCACGAUGCUGCGCCGCUUCGCCGAGUUCAAUGCGCAGCAGAACCAGUGCACCCUCUUUCCGGCCAUAACGGAUCUGCUGACCAACCUCCAGCUGGCCGCCGAGAUGCCCCAGCCACCGCCCAAUCAGUCCAUCGGACCGCCAGUGGGUGUGGGCGUUGGUGUGGGCUCCAGUCCGAACCCCAUGAUGCAGCCCAUGCAGCAGCUGCAGCCGCAGCAGGUGGGAGGUGGACCCCAAGGACCCGUCGGUGGCUACCCGCAGAUGGGCCCCAAUCCCGGUGGUCCGCAGUGAUGAAGGCGCAAGCGCCGCGCCUCCUCGCAGCAGCCGUGAGAGGCUGGGAGCCUGUGAGCUGGCCAUCGGAACGGCGAUCGAUUAUUUGUUAAGGAAUUUACUGGAUAAAAUAUAUAUACAUCUACUCGGCGGGGGUGAGUCGAUUUUGGAAUCGUAGAAAUCGUAGCAAAGGGAAAGUAAUCCAUGAAAAGUUUCGAAACUCCACAUAGGUUACUUUCCGCCUCUAUACAUUUUUAUAUAUGCCCCGAAAUCGAUCCACUCUGCAGUACUUUAUUUAGUUAGUGAUACUACACAAUUUGGCAAUGCCUGAUAGAGAUAUAAGCUUUGUCGAUGUCAUGUUCCUGUGGACCAAGGACCAUUAACAUUUCGCACUCUGCCUGUAGCCCAUCAUCUGAUCCCAAGAACACAGUAAAGAAUGCAACUUCAGACACACAUUUCAAAGAUCAGGUGCUAUAUACAGCACAUUUUAUUGUGCUGCAGUCCCUGAAUACAUGGGUAUGAAAACACGAAUUACACAUCCGAAAAUACAAAUUGUUAACUAAACAAGGCGGCUAGGUAUGUAAUAAAAAGACUAACAUUAAUUGAA